AUGGCGGAGCAGCAAUCCACGUGCGCGAGAGUUGAGCCAGCUGAACCAGAACCAACCCAUUCUUCUUGUGCAGAAACAAAACAAAAAUCAAUUAAGAAGCCAACGGGGUGGAACUCCUUUAUGCAGUCAGUUGCGGUGAGUUUGUUUUGUAUUUCCCGAAAUAUUCAAUCAUUUUCAGCCUGGAUAAAGUGCUUGUUCAUCCUUUACAUCCGAUUACAAGUGAUUAAGAUUAAGUCAUCAGAAAUAUCAGUGAAAAAUAAACCGCAUGUAAAAUUUUCGUUUAUGUCAUUAACAAAUAUGUUAUCUAUAAGUGUUGCACUUAUAUUCGUUAUUCUUGUAGGCCUUGAAAUUACAUUCGAUAUAAGCUGAUAUAGUUUCCUCGUUCUUUGUAUCAUUCCACAGCCAGAUGUCAAGGAACAACUUGGAAAGGGGGCAGGAAUCGGGCAGGUUUCCAAAGUGGUUGGCAAUAUGUGGAAGAAAUUGCCGACAGACAGACGAAAGGUUAGUUAUAAACUUCUAACAUUGCGAGUGUUUGUGUAUUAACCCUGCCCCAUUUCAGUGGACUGCUAUGUGGUUUACAUGGCUAACUUUGUAAGGACCGAGAGUGUAAAUGUUCUCGUCAAACUUUCCAAUUAAAAGUAUUUUAGGUUAUGAAUGUUGAUCUUGAAUCAAGCUGGGACCUCAAGCUGAAUGUCAAUUUUGUAAUAUAAUGUUCAGACUUGUUAUUUUUCCAGAAAGAACUCUAAAAUAUACCUAGGGGAUAGCAUGGCCCAUUAUAAUGUACCAAUUAAUUUACCCUAAAUUUUAAUUAGAAAUAACCUACAUGUGGCGGAUGCAGGUUUUGAGGAAAGGGGGGAAGGGGGGGGGGGGUGGGGGCAAGGGGGUAUUAUCCUCAAAAAAUUAUGAUAGAGGGUGAAAAAAAACUGUCUUUGCAAUCUAGUUUAUAUAAAAAUAGGGGGGAUCAUAAAUACACGAUUGUUCCCUAAUAUAUUUACCCCCUUUUAAAAUAUCAUGCUAUGAUCUUCAUAGGACUGGAAAGAUAAAGCACAGAGCUUGAGGGAAGACCUUGAUAUGGGAAUAGCAGAGAUAAAAAAAUGUCCAACCUGCAGCACCCAGUUCACAAGGGAGAAGGACUUUAAAUACCACCAGAAAGGUUGUCAUGAGUGCAUUUGCGAGGAAUGCAAUGAAUCGUUUGACCAUGAGCAAAAGCUAAAAAGGCAUAAAGACAAGAAACAUAAAGACAGCUACAAGUGUGAUCAUUGUCAAAAGACUUUUGCUGAGAAACGAAAUCUUAUAAGACACCAAAAGUCACAUGUUUAG
Molecule: messenger RNA, 1320 nt
Organism: Porites evermanni
Lineage: Eukaryota; Metazoa; Cnidaria; Anthozoa; Scleractinia; Poritidae
Source: the annotation of a GenBank genome assembly